AUUGUCAUCUGUCACUUUGUAACAGUUCGUCGUAUUAUUGCAAUAAUCAUGAAAUAAACAUCGUCGUGAAAGAAACCAAUAAAAUUUUCAACAACAGCUGCCUCCGAACAAAUCGGACAAUAUGAAUACGCUCAGAUUUCUAACCAAUGCCGUAAGAGGAAGCAACAAUACAAUUGUAUACCUGCAAAAGCAACUCCUAAAGCAGGAACACCUAAAACGUGCAGCUCACAAUUAUGCGGCAACAGCAGCGAUAUUCAUACGUAACACCAAUGCCGGUAAUAGCAGCAAGAGGCGGUGGGAGUGUAAUCUAUUGCCUCUAAAUACAUUUUUCCCUCAAAACCAAAUAUGCUCCACUAUCAUCACUUCAAAAUUUCAUUCAAUUGCAUCUGCCUCAAGACGUAAUUUAAGCACAAAGAAAUGUCCAGAUCAUACCAACAAAUCGGACACCAAAUCAGCUGUGGCUGCAACAGAGUCUGCGAAUGAUGACAUUUUCGGUGAAGCCUCCAAGUUGGGCCUAUUUGCCAAAUUCAAAUUGAUGUACAAAAUGUAUUGGUAUGUUUUGAUUCCCGUGCAUGUUGUCACAUCGGCCGGUUGGUUAGUUGGUUUUUAUUACUUAUCACAAAGUGGAGUCGAUGUAGCAGCUGUACUUCAAUACCUGCACUUGAGUGAAACAAUCAUUGAAAAAGUGCAGGGAUCCAGUCUCGGUCAUUGGGCUAUAGCAUAUCUAUGCUACAAGGUGGCAACACCAUUGCGCUAUGCUAUCACUCUUGGUGGCACCACAGUCUCCAUUAAAUAUCUGGUACAACAGGGCUAUAUUAAACCCAUGCCCACUAAGGCCCAAUUCAUACAAAUGUAUGAAGACAAGAAGGCGCAGCGGGCUGCGGAUAAAGCAAGUAAAGAUAAUGCCUCGACCUCUUCAAAUCCACCACAACAUUCACAAGAGCAGAAAUGAUUGUUUCUCCAACACUACAAAUUAAAGGCAAAUAAAUUGCUAAGAUUUGUGGUGUCUAAAAAGUGAGAUUAAAGAAGUUCUACAACAAAAUUUUUGUUACCGUAAAAACAUAUGAUGAUGAAGAUGAUGAUGGACGAACGAUCAUUAUGACGAACAAGGACAUAAUUUUGUUCCCCACCUAUAUUUAAUUUUUUCAAAGAAAAAGUCCCCUUCCCAUAUUCACCCUAUCUUGUUGCAUGAUUUUUAGUUGGUUGUUAACAAUUCUGGAAUUUAUUUUCGCUUAUACAGAAUGUUACGAUUCAUUUUUGCUUGGGAUAUAUAAUUUUUGUAUUUUUUUAUAAACCCCCCGAAAAUGUAAACUAUCAUAAAAUGAACAAAAACUAAAUCUAACAAUGCUUAAAAAGUAUGAAUAUAUUAGCCUACGCCUAUAGUCAUUCCUACCAAGUUCAAGUUUUCUUUUGUGAGCCAAAUGGGAAUGGUGAUGGCAAUAAUAAAAUGUAAAAUACCCUUAACAUAGACUUGUUUGCUUGUAACUCUCUUUGUAAGCUGUUAAGUUUUAUAUAACAUUGGAAUAAAAAGUUAUAUUGUUACUAAAAAUAUCAAUAUCGCGAAAAACUGUAAAUCAA
Molecule: messenger RNA, 1578 nt
Organism: Stomoxys calcitrans (stable fly)
Lineage: Eukaryota; Metazoa; Arthropoda; Insecta; Diptera; Muscidae
Exons: 3
Coding region: 122-952 (276 amino acids)
Cellular component (GO): mitochondrion
Source: RefSeq, a predicted model, not a curated record